AUUGAACCAGUCAGCACCAGAGAACGUGCGGUGGAAGUUGGCUGUGCAGAGCUUGUCAUUUAUUGUUUGCUCAUCUUUUUCUUUCAAAGCAAGUGCUCGAAAUGAGUUUUGAGUGAAACAUUGGAAGCCAUUGAUCUGCGAGGAGCCGCGGUGGGUGUCUGCUGAGUGCACUGGAACUAUUCACCACGACUCACAAAGUUGUCUCUGUCCUGUCUUCAGUAGCACGAAGACACGCUUGCACUGUGCUGAUGUGCUGACCGCAGUUUCCUGUCACUCAACCGAAGACAGCAGCAGGUGCCUGCAGAACUGCAAGGACUGAGCCGCUCCACACCAACAGAUGUGAUACACUUCCAAGACUGAAAUCGUUCUCAAGACAGGGGGCUAUAAGCACUCAAUGGCGUCAUGAAAGAGGUUCUGGGUUUGUCUUCUCACGACCCCAACUGAUCCUGCUUUUCAGUUGGAAUCUGACGGAGAUAUUCAAAGUUAUUGGGUGGUACUUUGGACACAGUCACCAUAUCUGACAAUGGACCUUCACCUUCUGCGCACACCAGCGAGUCCAUUCAAUAAUGGAGAGCGCUUCACGGUCAGAUCAGCUAGCUCACCAUCAUAUGGACUCACCCGCAGGUCUGGUAUCAGGAAAGCCAGAGCACCCUCUCAAGAGGAGAAAGCUGGGGACCGUAGAGCAGUGGGAGAGAUUCAUGCUGAUGUGACCGCAACGGCACAUUACUGUGCGGUCGCUGGAAAACCAAGCAGCCCGAGGGGAUCCAUGAGUGCCACGGUCCAGCAGGAAGGGAGCGACAAGUCUGGCUGUCUGAAGGCUACAAAUAUCACUUGGAGUGGAUCAGCAGACAAGACUAGCAAAGACGUAAACACUGACCUCAGUAACGGCCCUCAGAAUGUGAGGGGAAGGGCCGACUGGAGGAGUUUCAACAUAUCAAGCAGGAGCAAGAGUUUGGACUGGAGGACAGGGUCCAAAAGCCCCGAUCGAUUCUCAAGACUGACAGACAAGUCUGUGUCAGCGAGUGAUCAAUACGACCUCCGAGGAAGAGAUGUCAACGCCUCAAGAGGGAGAGUGGUGUCCUCUAUUGAGACGUUCAACUCUUCGCGAGAGAGUGUUUUUCUACCCCGCAGUCCGACGGCGCGAUCCUUCGACAUGCUUAGUCGGGGUCACUCUGUUCCAACCAGGCUCAAGUCGCCAAGUCAGUCUGUUUUCAGGAGUAAUUCUUCACUGGGGACGAGAGGAGGCCAGAGUAUAUUGGAACGAAUAGAGAAACUCUAUGGUGCUAAUGCUGGUAAAAUGGAGGAGGACAGCAGGUUCAGAGAUUUCUCAGGGUCUGACUCUAAAGGACAGAGCUCGGCGUUCCAUUUUGAAGGAUUUAUCGGCGACUCCUACCGUGCUCCGAGGCGGAGGUCAUUGGAGGUGACGCACGGAACCUUCCCCAGACGACUGUCCACAGAGAGGGACGUCCAAAGCUCAAUUCCGAGCAGAAACUUUCUUACAUUGACGCCACACAUGGACGCGCACAGAUAUAGUUUUGACUCUUCGCUUUCUCUGCGGGGAAGAGGCGUCUCAGAGAGAGCUCCGGAGUACCAAAGCCACAUGUUCACUAAGUACCCGUGGGAUGACGCAGUUAAAGGGGAUGGCGUGUUUAUCAAGACAGGAACUCAGUCUUUGGAUCGGGCCAGAAGUCGGAACACAAUUGCAGGGCAGAUUCGAUCAGCAAGAGCUUCCAACAGAUUCACUUUUCCUCAGCCUGCAUUCGAUGACACUUCUUCCAAAUCUUUUGUAGCACCCAGCGCGGUUUCUAUAAACAGUACCACCAGGCCAGGUAACGUGGAAACCAAGACGGAAAAAGUUAGAGACCAACUGGAGGGUAAGAGUGCAAAAACAGAUCUAAUCCGAAACACUGAGCCACGGUUCAGUAGCACAGACGAUGUCUUUGAAUCUGAAACUCAAAACAGAGAACUGAAACCUUUGCGUCGAAAAGCAUUCUCCGUGAAGACAGAUUUUAACUCUGCUGCGAGCGUAAGAAAUAAGAUCAACCAGUUUGAAGCGAUGACACAGAGAGGAUCGGGGCAGGGCUUGAUGCAAAGGCGGGCGUUUUCGGUGCCGACACAACACAACGGCAACCAUGAUGGGGUGAAGAAGAGUGGGUCAGUCAAGGCAAUAGAUUGUCUGAGGGACAAAUGGGAGGGGCUUGCAGAAGGACGAGAGGCUGGUAACAAACCAGAGGAAAAGGCUGCAAGUGAAGAGACAAAGCUAAAGUCAGAGAAGGGAGAAGAGGCCAGCCAUGGUCCAACUGAUGAAAAUAUUGUGGUAUGUUCUGAACAGAAGCAGGGACUUGACAUUCCACUGAAUAACAGCACUCAAGAUGGACAAAUGGACGAGGCAGAUUUCUCAAAAGCCUCGAGCCCUGCUGAUGAUCGGGUUGUGAUCACAACUGGUUCUCCCGUUCAGGGAGCAGGUGUGGCAAAGCAACCCGCUGAAGUGACCUCGCCCAGUUCCGACCUGGACAAGACUCCGACAAACACGCCAAAGCUCUCACCUACUCUUUCAGCAGACAAAGCUGUAGCCUCCGCUUUCACAAACAACCAGAGCUCAUUUACUUUCCCAGAGUCACAUGACUCUCCGGCUCCCCUGCACCCACUUGCCGCUUCGUCUCGCAGCAACAUCCCUGAACUGAUUUCUCCAGAAAGAGAACCAACUGCAUCCAAACCUCUGUCCGAUUUGGAGACUUGGGUGUCCAACUGGAACUCUGAGAUCAAGGUCUGGAAUGAUGACGACACUGAUGAUGAUGAAAGCACACAAAAAGACGGGGAUUCAAACUAUGAUUCCGACUCUGGAGAGUCGUCCAUCACCAUCACCAGCAACAUAAGCCAGUCGGAUAACCGGAGCUUCAGUGUCAGUUUGUCUGACCUUUAUAGCUUCGCUGGUGUGGACUGUGAAUCGGAGAACGAUAGUGAGGAGUGGAAGUCGGUCGGUCGUCGCUCAGCGUCGUUGAGCUCGGACAUGUCAGCUCUGUCGUACGUGUCUGUGCUGCCCACCGAAGAGCUGGACAGGCUGAUUGAAGACGUCAAAGGUCUGGGAGAGAACAGCCUUCAGGACGAUGUGCAUGUGGUAGUUCUCCACAAGGAUGUUGGUGUGGGGCUGGGCUUCAGUCUGGCAGGAGGGGUGGACCAGAACAAACCAGUCACAGUUCACAGGGUGUUUCACACAGGUGUGGCAGCACAGGAAGGCUCAGUACAAGAAGGGGACCAGGUUUUGUCCAUCAAUGGAACUGCACUGAGUGGAUGCGCCCACUGGGAGGCGCUGAGGGUUCUGAGAAGAGCAAAGGCUCGAGAGAUGGGUGUGGUGGUUCUGAGGAAGGGAGGCAGCGUGAAGAAGGGGAUUCAGGCUAAACCUCAGGGGCCAGCGGAGACUAGCCCCAUGGAGAUCGCUCAGCAGGUCUGUGUGCGUCUGGAGAAGAACAACCGAGACUUGGGCUUCAGUCUAGAGGGUGGAUCCGGGCUGGAGAACCGGCCACUGACUGUGCAGAAGAUCUUUCAGGGCGGACCAUUCGACAAGGUCUACCCUGGGGAUGAAUUGCUGGAGGUGGAAGGGGUGAGCAUGGUCGGCAUGAGACGCCUGGAGGCUUGGACACUCAUCAGAAGGCUUCCUCCGGGUCCUGUGGACGUCGUUCUCUCUCGACCAAUGAAAAGGCAGGAAAUAUAAAGAGCGACAUGUACACCUUCAGAGCAACGACUGACCAGUGGAGCCCAAAGAACUGUGCCAUUUGUAAAUAGCUGAAUUUCCACGUCCCGUUGGCAUAUAGCUGCUCGGAUGAAAGACGUUUUUUACUGUGUAUCCACUGAAAGAAGUGUGUAAAUAUGUAGCUACCUCUAUUUAUUAACUGGCCAAAUUCCAAAUGCACUGAUUUUAAUGUAAAUGCAAAGCAGCUCCACGACUGGAUAUUUGAUGUUUUUAUCGGACGCCGCCACCUGUGUUGUUUUUAAAUUAAAACCUGACUUCAACAAGUGUGUUCUCUCUGCCAUGUUCCGCCUCUUCACUUUUCAUGUUUGAUAUUCUUCCACAGGACGGUAUGUUUUGUUUUCAGCCGACACAGCUGGUUCAAGGGUUGCGUAACCCCCCUGACUCCAGAGUCCGCAGUCAAGUCCCAACUUCUAAUGAUUAGAAAGACUGACGUCGCACCAAUGCGUCUGUUGUGUUGACGCAACCGUAGCGUAUUCGAUAUGUACUGUUGGGUUUUUGAAAUUGAGAUACCAUGAGGCGAACAAAGGUGGCCACCUUUUCAUGUAGUUGUAGUAAAACAUGCCCUUGGCAUUGAAAUGAUUGAAAACACAGUCCAGCUGCUUAGUCAAUAUUUGGAAAUGAUGUCAGACUAGUAAUAAUCAGUGACUUUUUUAAAAUGUGGCUAUGUCAAAUUGAAAAUAUAAGAGAAAAAUACCAGCAUUUAAAUUCUAGCUUCAAUAAUCAUUAAGUUUAAAAUGUUGCAUUGUUUGGCUAUAAGUUCAGAAUCAUUUCAGUUCUUGAUUAUGAUGUCAAAUGGAGAUGAUAUCACUUUUCUGCGAUCAAUAUUUCUAUGUAAUUUUCCCACCUCUGUAUUGUGGUGAGUGAAAGUAUAAACG
This is a messenger RNA of Synchiropus splendidus (mandarinfish), 4626 nucleotides long. RefSeq lists its product as uncharacterized. Gene Ontology annotation, molecular function: CD4 receptor binding; cytokine activity. The record is from RefSeq and is a predicted model, not a curated record. The transcript is spliced from 9 exons. NCBI's taxonomy places the organism in Eukaryota, Metazoa, Chordata, Actinopteri, Syngnathiformes, Callionymidae. Bases 524 to 3712 code for a protein of 1062 amino acids. Gene Ontology annotation, biological process: leukocyte chemotaxis; induction of positive chemotaxis.